This is a messenger RNA of Diversispora eburnea, 1203 nucleotides long. The record is from the annotation of a GenBank genome assembly. Lineage: Eukaryota; Fungi; Glomeromycota; Glomeromycetes; Diversisporales; Diversisporaceae.
AUGUCAACAAGUGAAGAAAUUGUAGAAAUACAUUUAAAUAAUGGACUUGAAAAUGGUAAUCGAACUAUGAACGCAUUUAUGAUUUAUAGAAAAGAUCGUGCGCGCAAAAAUCCUAACCGUUCAUGGAAUAAUUCACCAAAAUUGGCAAGUGAAUCGUGGAAAAAUGAAUCAAACAAAAUCAAAGACCAUUAUAAACGUAUGGCGGAAAAUGUCAAAAAAGGAUUUAAAAAGAAAAUUCCUUAUUGUUUUAUUCACAGCAAUCUGGCUGGUACAGAUGGUAAUGAAACCAACCCUCACACUAUCCUCCAUAACUCUUCAGACACUACCUACUGUAAUCCCCCUAUGGACAAAAAUUCUCCGAAUAUAGACCAAAACAUUUCGGACACUAUCAAUCAUAAUCCUAUAAACAUUCAGCAAACCUAUCCUCAAGGAAUUACCUACUAUAAUCCUCCUAUGGACGAAAAUUUUCCGGAUAUUAUCAACCAUAAUUCUUCAAACAUUCAGCAAACCUAUCCUCAAGGAAUUACUUUCCCUAAUUCGGUCGGUUGUACAAAUAUUAUGGGCCAGAACUAUUCAGACACUACCUACUGUAAUCGUCCUAUGGACAAAAAUUGUCCGAAUAUAGACCAAAACAUUUCGGACACUAUCAACCAUAAUCCUUCAAACAUUCAGCAAACCUAUCCUCAAGUAAUUACCUUCCCUAAUUCGGUCCAAAUCAUCUGUUGUACAAAUGUUAUGGACCAGAACUAUUCAUACAAUACCUACUAUAAUCUUCCUGUAGACAAAACUUCUUCGAUUAUAAACCAAAACAUUUCGGGCAUCAACCAUAAUCUUACAAACAUUUCCAGUCAGCAAACCUAUUCUCAUAUGAAACAAAACCUUCCAGGAACUAUUUUCCCUAAUCCAGACCAAAUUAUCGAUUAUUAUCCAUUUAUAGAUAUAAAUCAAGGCAUAUUCUUCUAUCAUAUGGACCAAAAUAUCUCCAGGAACUACUUUCCUAAUCCCGACCAAAUCAUCAAUUCAUUUACAGAUAUAAAUAAAGGCACUUCCUUCUCUAAUUCUUUACCUUCAAAUUCUCUCAACACUAUUUACUCACAACAAUCUGUGAAUAUGGGUCAAUUAUCUAUGAAUCAAAAUUCUCCUGAUAUUAAUUGCCCAAAUCUUUUUGAUGCCAGCUGCUUAGAUCAUCCAGAUCAAAAAUGA